Messenger RNA from Daphnia pulicaria, 1019 nucleotides. Its product is annotated as rhamnose-binding lectin-like. Gene Ontology annotation, molecular function: carbohydrate binding. The record is from RefSeq and is a predicted model, not a curated record. Bases 81 to 776 code for a protein of 231 amino acids. The transcript is spliced from 3 exons. Lineage: Eukaryota; Metazoa; Arthropoda; Branchiopoda; Diplostraca; Daphniidae.
GUGUGAGAUUCGUUGUGGUAACUCGUUAUUCCACUACAAAUUAUCGUAACUUCAACAGCACAUCGGGAACGUAGCCGAAAAUGAUUCGAGCAGAUCCGCUUCACUUUAUUUGUUUUAUUCUAGUCAGUUCUCUCGGCCUUCUGCAACAAGUUGCAAGCCAGACAGCGCUCCAAUCUGAUCGAGAGAUCUACGAAUCAUUCACCUGUGAAUGGAAAACCAAAACUUUAACCUGCCCCGAUGGACAAGGCAUUUUAAUUGAUUUUGCCAACUACGGGCGUACAACCCACCCAGUUUGCGUGAUGGACCCGGUGCGUGACGCACCCAAUAAUUGUAGCACCCCGAAUCACACGAACUUAGUCGCGUCAUUCUGUAAUGGUAUGUCGAAUUGCGUCGUCCCCGCUACCAAUGAAUUUUUUGGUGACCCAUGUCGUACCAUUGUCAAAUAUUUGCAAAUCAACUACCACUGCGAGACUUUGAUCCCAUCUGCGAUCAAAGAAUCGUUUACUUGCGAGUGGCAAUCCAAAACGUUGACUUGCCCCAGCGGCCAAAUCAUCAUCGUCGAUUACGCCAACUACGGCCGUACAACCCACCCAGUUUGCGUGAUGGACCCGGUGCGUGACGGACCCAAUACUUGUGGCAACCCGUCUCACACGAGCGUCGUCGCGUCAUUAUGCAUCGGCCAGUCGAAUUGCGUUGUCCCCGCUACCAAUUUUGUUUUUGGUGACCCAUGUCCUACCAUUGUCAAAUAUUUGCAAAUCCAAUAUCACUGUGCUUGAAUUUGAAAGGAAAUGGAACGGCUUAUUAUAGUGAAAACUAUACAAGGGAAUUUUAUUAGGAUAUUGGUGGAAAUAAACGCCAUAGAUAUUUGGUUUGUUAGUGACACAUCAAUCUGUCGUAAAAUGAAAUAUUUUUUGAUCUUGAAACAGUUGCGGUCCAUUUCUGUCGGGUAGGAUGGUCGCACCAAACAGAUACGGAAGUCACAGCAUAUGAAAAGGAAAAGUUAUGGACUCGCUAUCCCU